AAAGUUAAGUUAGUACAAUUUGAGAACUGAAGUAGGGUUGUCGUUUGCGUCAUUAUCAUUACGUUUUGUUUAUUUGUGUCAAAACAAAUUAAACGGACGAAUUAUGAGUUUGAUAGAGAGAACAUUUGAAGCGAUGGUGUUGUGAUAUUAGUUCUCGUGUAAUUUUACUUGACUUUAUUGAAAUUAAAAAUGGGUCCAGAGACAGUGUUUUGGACUGUUGUUUUGGGUCUGAUCUGCAUUGCGGAGGCGGGAACUAUUGGUGAUCAGUGCGACUGGACUGGCAGUGGGUUGACGUCGACUGCGGAGCGUGGCGUGACACCGGUUUACCUCCGUUGCCGGGAGGGCAGCGUGUCGUGGCUCUACCCCCGGGGCGCACUCCGGCUACUUUUCAAACCGCCGCUGCCGGCCGAUGAGCGCGACUUUACUGUUUGCGUUCGGGUCAUAAGACGGCCUGACCCGCCUGAUCUUUUCCAUACAUUGCGGCAAAAUAAGACAGAUGUCGCAGAUCGCUUUCCAGCACGCAUCUUUGUGGAAGGCGUUCGAAGACUGGUACCUCUGUACGCGCCCGACGACGGCGAUGUGCGCGAGCUGCGUUGCUUUCACAGCCGACAUGGACAAGCUGCAUUGUAUGUCGAAGCCGAACCAGAAGAGGGAACUAAGAGACGAGUAGCAACGUUUAAAUACGAGGCCAGGCCGCUUGUGAGGCGACACUACGACCCUGCCACAGCUGACUGCAGGCCUUGCUCUGAAUCCGAAUUGGAGUUGGCAUUCUGCACAAGUGAUCUCGUGUCCCGUGGCGUGAUCGUCGGUAGCGAACAGCGGGAGGAGCUGGACGCUACACAGCUCACGUGGCGUCUCACCAAGCUGCUGCGCGCAACCGCGUCCGCCGACAGCGCAAACAGCGCUGACAGCGUCGACGACGCCGGGGAAAUCGGUGACAUCGGCAAUAGUCUCGACGACGACCGCUACUAUAGGUACGCGACGGACCGCCGGCGCCGGCGCUCGCUGCUGGCGCACGUGCAGGUGUCGGCGGCGUGCGGCGCGGCGGCGGGCGCGGGCGAGUUCCUGCUGAUGGCGCGGCGCCGCCUCGGCCGCUACGCGCUCGUGUGCGCGCCGCGCCUGCGCGACUGGCGCGCGCUGGUCGAGCGCCGCGCCGCCGACGGCACCGCGCACUGCUCGCUGCAGCACUGAGCCGAGCCGGCCGACGCCUGCGACACCUCACGUAUGGAGUAUGUGAUACAUCGCUUAGAACAAAAUUGUGUAAAAUGUACAUAAAUGUUUCCAAAAUAUUGAGCACUGUGACACUUUUGUAGAAAAGUCCGAGCAGUAGCAGUUUUGUUCUUUAUAUUUUGAACUCGAAUCAUAUAUAAAUACCACCAAUGCAAAAUAAGGAAAAAUACUGUACAUAUAGUGUGUAGUUAGUUAUAGAUUACGUUUUAUCGAGAGCGAGUAGCAAAUUUAUAUAUAGUGUUACCGGUAAACAUUAUAAAACCAACAGCAGACACUGUCAACGGAGUCGCUUCAUUUACACGAUUACAGUAAUAUCUAGUAAGUACCUAUUCAAUAGGAAAAAAAUCAUAUUUUUUUUAUCCUACAAUGAUUAAUAACCACGAACAUAAUUGAGUUAUUUAACUGGAGAAACCAUUUAUACAAAUUGUGCCGAAAAUAUAAUUCAACUAUGCGUAUUGGUAACCCUAGUAAAAUAUUUCAAUUAAUUCCUACGCAAUCUUUCAUAUUUAUAAUUUUAUUUUAAGUCUUUACUUGCCAUAAAGCUAUGUACACAAUAAAUAUUGUAAAAUAUAGCAUUUAUUUUAUAAUUAUUAUAAAAGGUAUACCGCAAUACAUAUUUAUAAAUAUUAAGGAAAAUGUGGUCCAGAGUGCCAAAAUCUGUUAUAUUUAGAAUGUAAGGUUGAUCUCAACUGUGUACAUACGUUAAAGUUAGGUUAUGUUACAAAGAGAACUUUUAUAUUAUGUAUUAUAAUGACUUAUUUAUAUAAAAAGUCAAAAAUACUAUUCUAUUAUAAAUAUAUGACAAUCAUUAGUCUUCCUGUAUCAAUUUUCUCAUAAUAAUAUUAAUUAAACAGUCGCAAAUAAAUUGUAAUAUAAAAUAAUUAUAUUAUUAAAAGUUAAUAUAUUGUGAAAUAUAUACCGCUUAUGCGGAACUAGCUUCCUAUUCGUGCUUCCAAGGAAGAUACUUGUAUAAAACAUAUUCUUAUAUACAUUUACUUAUAUUUAAAAAUAGAAGAAUUAUUAACAGAUAAUAUAUAGUUAUGUACAAAUAUUGUCAACAAUAUAUAAAUAUAUUAUAAGAUAGGUGUCGAUAUGUGAUAUAGUUAUAUGACGUAAUGUGUGCCUCAGGUGUACAUAUGAGUGUAAAAUGUUUAUAAUGUGAGAGUAUAUGGUGUAAAGUUUGAUAUUAAACGCUGUUGAAUGAAAUAAAAUAGUUAAAA
Messenger RNA from Nymphalis io (European peacock), 2450 nucleotides. RefSeq names its product meteorin-like protein. The record is from RefSeq and is a predicted model, not a curated record. The coding region runs from base 190 to 1191 and encodes 333 amino acids. Gene Ontology annotation, molecular function: hormone activity. NCBI's taxonomy places the organism in Eukaryota, Metazoa, Arthropoda, Insecta, Lepidoptera, Nymphalidae. The transcript is spliced from 5 exons.